This is a messenger RNA of Miscanthus lutarioriparius, 1974 nucleotides long. Lineage: Eukaryota; Viridiplantae; Streptophyta; Magnoliopsida; Poales; Poaceae. The record is from the annotation of a GenBank genome assembly.
AUGGACCUCAAUAUGACAAAUCUUUGGUUUCAUGGGAAGGAACAUAUAGCUGCUUCUUCAUUCUCCCAGGCCCAACCAUCUGCCAUAAAUUGCAGGAAUGAAGAACAAGCUGUGUCAGCCAUGAACUUGGGUUGCAUCAGGAGCUCAGAGAUAGCCCGGAACUCUAGAACAUUUCAGCAUGGCGAUCAAAGUUUGGCCGCUCCUGAUGAUGGCUGCAGGCUGGUCCUUGGACUCGGGCCAACGCCAAAUCUGUAUUCUGCUGAUAGUCACUCAUUUGGUGGAAAUAAAGCUUAUGAAUCUGCAACUUUGCUCACUCAAUAUUGUGCCACAACUGACCCUAGUUUAAUGUUGGGUCUUUCAAGAUGCAGCUCAAGAAAUUUGCAAUCUACAACAGCGAAUGGCAGCAAGAAUUAUUCACCUGCAAGGAAGACUGGUAUCAUCUUUCCACUUAUUGAUGAGGGAUCAACUUCAGCAAAAAGGAAACGAGGUGGUUAUAUGCUGCCACUUCUGUUUGCGCCAAGAUCAGAAGAUCUUUGUCUUAAUGGAACAUCUCCAGACACCGAUGUCCAACAGCAUGAUGGAACUGGAUGUGAUACUGAAAGCGAUCAUGAUAGAUCUCUGAAUCAUCACGAGAUUCAUCCUAGCCCUGACCUAUCCAUUACAGCUGAUUAUUCUUUUGCUGCAACUUCUGAUAUAGUAGCCGGUACAAGUGGUGAGCAGAGGAGUCAUCAGCGCCAUCCAAAGAAAUGCAGGUUCAAUGGGUGUUCGAAAGGUGCAAGGGGUGCAACAGGACUUUGCAUUUCUCAUGGCGGUGGCCAGAGGUGCCAGAAGCCUGGUUGCAACAAAGGUGCUGAGAGUCGAAUUGCAUUCUGCAAAGCUCAUGGAGGAGGGAGACGCUGCCAAGAGUUAGGCUGCACCAAAAGCGCUGAAGGGAAGACAGAGUUAUGUAUUGCUCAUGGUGGUGGGCGCCGAUGUGGGAUUGAGGAAUGCCCGAGAGCGGCAAGGGGGAAAUCUGGAUUCUGCAUAAAACAUGGUGGAGGGAAAAGGUGCAGGAUAGAGGGCUGCACUCGUAGUGCUGAAGGCCAUCCUGGGCUGUGCAUCUCACAUGGAGGCGGCCGCCGGUGCCAGUACCCAAACUGCGGUAAGGGGGCGCAAGGAAGCACCAUCUUUUGCAAGUCCCAUGGUGGAGGCAAGAGGUGCAUGUUUGAUGGCUGUACCAGAGGCGCAGAGGGCAGCACGUCCUUCUGCAAAGGGCAUGGUGGCGGGAAGAGGUGCCUCUUUGAGGGAGGUGGGGUGUGCCCAAAGAGCGUCCAUGGCGGAACUAGCUUCUGUGUUGCGCAUGGAGGGGGCAAACGCUGCUCCGUUCCUGGGUGCACCAAGAGCGCCCGUGGUCGUUCUGAAUGCUGUGUGAAGCACGGUGGUGGCAAGUGUUGCAGGUUUGAUGGGUGUGACAAGAGCGCACAGGGGAGUACUGACUUCUGCAAGGCCCAUGGCGGGGGCAAGCGAUGCGCUUGGAGCGUCGGCUGCGACAAGUUCGCUAGGGGAAGGAGCGGUCUAUGCGCUGCACAUACGACCCUGAUGGCUUCCAAGCUAGAGCAUGAUUCUGGACAUGCACGAAGCAUGGUUGGGCCUUCCCACUUCAGCGGCAUUGUCUCUGGUUCAUCAGCAGCUGAUAGCAACAUGGACCAUGCCACCUCAUCAUCCGGCCAUGGCGCAUGGUCAGACUGCGUUGACUCGUCGGGAGACAUGCAGAGCGCUGGCAGGCUCCUGAUACCACAUCAGGUGCUGGUCCCUGGCUCAUUGAAGGCCUCUCCUUCGUGUGGUUUAGCAGGCAACGGCCGGGAUGACGGAGGGAGCCAGAGCCAGAGCUUUGGGCUCGUGGUGCCGGAGGGAAGGGUGCACGGUGGAGGGCUGAUGUCCAUGCUUGGAGUUGGAGGCAAUCUGGGAAGCAAUCCUGAUGGUUCGAAAGCCUGA